AGCUGGAUGUUACGGCGUUUCUGAUAGGACGAAACUUUGCCGCUUCUAGAGCUCUAUUUUGAACAUAAAUACGAGCAGCCACAGGCUUUCUCAGAGACAAGGGGGCUGCCAGAGAGGUGACGUUGUGUCGUUCGGCUCUCUGGCACAAGUAGUAAUUAUGUGGCUCUAGGUAUUUUAAUUUUUUUACAAGGCCGAAUGAACGUUUUUGUCUACGCGGAGCCACCGAGUCACCUACCACCGGUGUUUCGGAGAGGCAUUUUUGGAAAUGUGUUUUUAAAUUCACGCUAGCUGGCUGGUUAGCUUCCGGGAUAGCGUGUACUUAGGAGUGUUUUACUCAUUGGCAUCGUCUGGCCUCAAAGCUCAGGCUAAAUUUACUCCCAAACUGUUGUCUCCGGGAUUUGUCCAGGUUAAGAAGCAGGGAAGAUGGAGCCCCGUUUCGGCAGUGUUAGCCCGCAAAGCGUCGCUUUCAAAAGCAGGCCCAAUGGGAUCCCCGGGCUUUCCUCGCUUAAUCUUCCCGACGUCAGCGGAAGGAGUUCGCACUGCAGGAAUCUGUUCUCCCCCGGACCAGCGACCGUGUUGUCUCCGGUCACCAAUUUGGCUCUGGACAUGAACAAUUUGGCAGGCCUUGGAAGCCAAUCUGAUACCCCGAAAAGGAGAAAGCAUCCCCCCCUGGAGAAGGUUCCUUCUUUCGCCUCAGACGUCUCGUCUGAUGCUGGCCUUGGCUUAGAUCUUCCUAGUCCUGUGGAUGGGGAAGUGGAAGACACAUUUGAGAAAGCCAUUCAGCAGUCACGGCGAGUUUUCAACGAGAAGAUGCCAAUUAGAAGAAUCAACUCAUUGCCACCCCAGCUCCUGGGCUUCAGUCCGGCUCUGAAAGGACAGGAGACGGAUUCCAAUCGCUACGGAAUAUUUGGCCAGCAGCCUCAGCAAAUGAAGCCCUCCGUCUCUCAGUUUGACAACAAGGAGAACAUGCCAGAGGAGUUCUUUGAAUUCAAGAAACCAUCCAAGCCCGCGUCUCGGUGUCGUGGGCGUUCCUCCAACGGAGGACAUUUAAAGGACGCCUUCGCCGCCCGUCCUAGCUCCGCUCCAGCUCUCAUGCUCUCUUCACCUCCGCCAAUCCAGCAGCUUGAAUACGAUUCAAGCCCCGUUUUCCUGAGGCACUCCUCCCUGACCUCCUCUCUGAACGACGACGAAGACGAUGGCUUUUUGGACGUACUCGAUGACAACAUGGCGGAUGAUUCUGGGAUGCCAACAGGAAUGGCAAGCUUGCUCACUGCACCACUUGUGGCUGACAGUGCAGGAGAGGACUCUCCCAUCGUCCGGUGUCGGCCACGGAACUUGUUUCGCUCGCCCUCCAUGCCCAGCCCGGUGUCCCGCCCCGCCGUGAAGCGCCCCGACUGCCCUGCAGAUGAAAACACUCCUGUGAGGGUGAAGAGGCGGCGGAGCGUCGCGGGAACACCUUUCACCGAGCUGGACCAAAGUCCAGAAUCUCCAAGAACGAGCUGUUUGCUGCUCCAACGGUCCAAGUCCUUCUGUCACGCAGAGAUCGAGAAGCUUCUGGACAAGUCGGACGGCUCCAAUGAGCUGAUCGGAGACUUCACUAAGCCUUUCGUUCUUCCAACGGUUGACGGAAAACAUCAAGACCUCAAGUACAUUACCUCAGAAAUGAUGGUGGCAGCUCUCACCGGCCAGUUUGAUCACCUCGUAGAUCAGGUCAUCGUCAUAGACUGCCGCUACCCCUACGAGUUUGAAGGUGGACACAUCAAGGGGGCUUUGAACCUGCACCAAGAAGACCAAGUGGAGGAUUUCCUCCUCAAGACCCCCAUCGUCCCCUCCUGCCCAGAGAAGCGAGUUGUCAUCGUCUUCCACUGCGAGUUCUCCUCGGAGCGCGGCCCUCGAAUGUGCCGCUUCGUCAGGGAACGGGACCGCGCUGUCAACGUGUAUCCCAAUCUCCACUACCCCGAACUUUACAUCCUCAAGGGCGGAUACAAAGACUUCUUCCCUUUUUUCCAGACCCAGUGUGAGCCCCAGUCCUACCGGCCGAUGCACCACGAAGACUUCAAGGACGACCUCAGGAAAUUCCGCCUGAAAAGUCGCACCUGGGCCGGAGAGCGCAGCAAGCGGGACAUGUACUGCCGCCUGAAGAAAUGGUGACCACCAGCUCCUCUCAUCCUGCCUCCCCGUAUAAAUGGACUCAGCAGGCCCUCCCCAUGCAGCCCACCGCCUCAGCCCACCCACUAGAAAGACCUUUUUGGAUAACACCAACAGAAAGAGGCUUUUAUAAUUAUUAUUAUUAUUUUAUCCCCCCCUUUUUAAAUUUUUUUUUUUAUUUUUAUUUUUUUUUAAGCAAAUCCCCCAAGUUUUGUUUACGUAUUUAUGCUACAUUUCCAGAUGGGGAAAGACUUGAAAGGAAAGAAGCUUCCUCCUUCACAGAAUGCUGAAGCGAGUUGUCAUCGUCUUCCACUGCGAGUUCUCGUCGGAGCGCGGAAGCAAAGUGACUGUUUUAUGAAAACCACUUGGACCUAUUGCUCAUGUUUACCUGUUUGUUUUUCUUUAUAUAUAUAUAUAUAUAGAAAAAUUUGAUUGAUCUGGAAGCACAAAUCAGUGACAUUGCAAUAAUACAACUGAACCAAAAAAUAAAUCACGUCUUAUUAUUAUUUUUCCUGCCAUUUUAAGCACUUAAUUUUAACACCAUGAGGUGCUUUUUUUUUCUAGUCCUUUGUAUUGUAUAUUGUUUUGAUGAUUUGGCCCCAAUAUUUUUUUUUUUGUUGUUUUUUUUUUCCCCCCUGAUAUCAUUGUAGUACCUUGUCCAGGAUUUCCAAAAAUGCUAAUUGGAUUUUGUAAUGGCAUGCAAAAAAAGAUGAAGUCAGAUAUUUUCUCUCUUCUCCUUCCUGACCAGUUGCAAUACUUGUUCAUUUUUCCUCAGUGAAAAUACCAAAGCAAACCAAACUACCUGUUAACUGCACUGAUUUUUUUCUUAUGCUGCAGGUCGGCAAGAGUGAAAACAUCUUUGAUUUGUAUCUUUUUUUCUUUUUUUUUUUUUCUUUCUUUGCUGUGACUUCUUAAUUUUCAAAGAUAAAACGGUCUUGCCCCGGUUCUGAACCUGUGUGAGUGUCAGUAGGUUGGCUUCAGUAUUUUGGUGCAGGCUUGUGGUGGAGCUGCUGAAUAAAGAUCCUAUAUGAAUUCA
Molecule: messenger RNA, 3184 nt
Organism: Gambusia affinis (western mosquitofish)
Lineage: Eukaryota; Metazoa; Chordata; Actinopteri; Cyprinodontiformes; Poeciliidae
Gene: cdc25b
Product: cell division cycle 25B
Exons: 15
Coding region: 424-2151 (575 amino acids)
Biological process (GO): positive regulation of G2/MI transition of meiotic cell cycle; G2/M transition of mitotic cell cycle; positive regulation of G2/M transition of mitotic cell cycle
Cellular component (GO): cytoplasm; nucleus
Molecular function (GO): protein tyrosine phosphatase activity
Source: RefSeq, a predicted model, not a curated record